CCCAUCUAGACCCCUGGCCUCUGCGUGGUUUACCUGCAGCGGUUGGGUUUCUUGGCCAUUAGUAUAUAUCCGCUUGCUACCUGAACGCACCGCGAGAGGUGUCCGGCUGACUUAACAGCAACCCCGUGGGUUGUACCUCUCUGCCUGAGACCCUGUCUACCUUCGAAACCGACCCUGUUGUCCGGUGAGGGAACGACUAGACCCCAGGAGAUCUAGCGAGGUAUAGCGAGGCCCUCGGAGAGCUGGAGUCAUGUCCAUCAAACAGGUAUGUGCGGUGCGGUCUUUGGAACGUGGCAGAGUCUCUAACCGAGGCCGUCAGGAAAUCGAGACGUGGGUGCAGGCCCUCGAACACUAUGACCGUCAAGAAUACGAUGAAUCCCUUCGGGUCUUUGGCCUCAUUGCCGAUACGUCCAAGAUUUUCUUCAACUGUGGCGUGAUCCACGCCACACUAGGCGAGCAUGAAAAGGCUGUCGAGUGCUACCAGCGGGCCGUCAGCCUGGACCAAUAUCUCGCCAUUGCCUACUUUCAAGAGGGGGUGUCCAACUUCCUCCUAGGCGAUUUCGAGGAGGCAUUGGCCAACUUCAAUGAUACCUUGCUCUACCUCCGAGGCAAUACUUCCAUUGACUAUGAGCAACUGGGCCUGAAGUUUCGUCUAUACUCGUGUGAAGUUCUCUUUAACCGUGGCCUGUGUUAUAUUUACCUCCAGCAACUGGGGUCCGGUAUACAGGACUUGGAGUAUGCGGCGAAAGAACAGGUCACGCCGGACCAUGGUGUGAUCAACGACGCCAUCCGAGAACGAGCAGAGGGCUACACGGUAUUUUCGAUCCCCGUAGGGGUUCUUUAUCGGCCAAACGAGGCCAAGGUGAAGAAUCUCAAAACCAAAGACUAUCUGGGCAAGGCAAGGUUGAUCGCUGCAUCGGAUCGGAGUGGAACUCCUUCCCAAGCAGGCGAGAUCGUCAGAAUCCAGCCCGCAAUAGACAAUCGAGCCCCUCCCGAAAGUCUUUAUGCUGCCAGCAAAUUAGUACAACGGAAUAUCACAAGAAGCCGUCAACACUCAGAGCCACCCUUGAACCGCAAUCUAUUCCCCCCAACGCCACCGCCAGAUGCCGAGAAACCCAACCUCACUAGCCCCUCGGGGAUGAGUGGUCGACCGGGAUCCAUCCGCGCGGCUCGUCCGCCCCGCCUCGAUCUAGAUCGGCCGGGUGCCCUCCAUACCGGAUGUAAAGUAGAUGCCACCCCGGACAAGUCACGGAUCGGGACGACGCGCACCGCAUCCGAGCCGCGAGGCCCACCUCGGCUCAAUCACCGCACGUCCCAGAGCGAAGUCCCAGUCUACCGAGAAAUGGGGCAUCGAAGGGGGGCAAGCGAUACCGGCUUUCCGCCGCCACCGAAGAUGUAUGGAGAGAAUGGGUACAACGGGUAUCCGAGACCAACCGUGGUCGUCAAUGGAGGCCGACGGAGCGCACCCCGUCAGCGGGAGCGAUACAUCGAUGAGCAAGAGGAGUAUAUCAGCGAAGCUGAAGAAGGCGGGGCAGCCGACGAAGAUUUCGAGAUUGUCGGAUCGCGACGCCGCACACGAUCGCCCACCCGAGGGUCAAGGAGAGCCAAUUCUCGUCGGCCAGAGGUCCGACGGUUCCGAGUUAAGGUGCAUGCUGUUGAAGACACGCGGUACAUCAUUAUCGGACCUACCAUUAGCUUCGGCGAGUUUGAAACGAAGAUCCGGGAUAAGUUUGGCUUCCGCUGUCUUUUGAAGAUUCGGGUGCAAGACGACGGGGAUAUGAUCACGAUGGUGGAUCAAGAAGACCUAGACCUUCUAUUUAGUGCUGCGCGUGAAACUGCCACGAGGGAAGGGAGUGAAAUGGGAAAGUUGGAGAUAUGGGUUGAAGAGCGAUCUAUGAUUUGAUGACCUACGGUGUUGGCGUCGGCUUGCAUUGCAUUGGCAUGUUAUACCCUUCUGAACGUACGAUGUAAAUACACGAUUAUGACAUAAUGCUUUUUCUUUUCAUUUCUUUUCUUUUGUUCUCUAUGUACAGAUACACAACUCUCAUAUAUGAAGUAGGUUACAAAAAAAAUUCCAAUAACCUAGAUAGUUCUGGUGUUGCGUGUAAAGAUAGGGAACCGACCAACCACGGCGAGACCGACACGACCUCAACUCCAGAGUGCCGCUAAUUUAGCCCUUCAGUUUUAACCACAGUUAAAAGCCUAAAUUGCAAGAGAUAUAAAAAGAAAAAGGGUCUAAAAAUUCUCGAUGCAAGCAAUAAGCACUAGGCAUUCCCGAAUCCUUGUGCUUCUGAUCGCC
Molecule: messenger RNA, 2299 nt
Organism: Aspergillus alliaceus
Lineage: Eukaryota; Fungi; Ascomycota; Eurotiomycetes; Eurotiales; Aspergillaceae
Product: putative PB1 domain protein
Exons: 4
Coding region: 251-1903 (550 amino acids)
Molecular function (GO): protein binding
Source: RefSeq, a predicted model, not a curated record